AUGAGCGUUAGAAUUGUUAACUUUGAUACAAGCCAAAUCCCAUUAAACUUCUCUAUUCCAGGGGAUCCUGAAGUAUAUGAGAUCCUCUUUCUGGAUCUUAAUAGUAUCCAACAAAGUAUGAUGAAUAAGGCUAUUGCAUAUAGUAUUGGGUUGGCAUGUGCGAUAGUGUUCUCACUUGUUUUACUUCUUGUUCACAAGAACAAACGUUCUCCGACAUUUAUAUUAAAUCAGGCAUCAAUGAUAGUGUUCAUUAUUAGAUGUUCCUUAUAUUUGGCUUAUUUGAUGGGACCCUUUAUGGAUUACAAUUUUCAAUUGACAGGGCUUUUAAAUUCAAAAGACUACCCAAAGCAUAAGAUCACGAUUGCUGCUAAUGCUUUGUAUACCAUUCUCAUUACCCUUAUCGAGGCGACAUUUGUUUACCAAAUCUACUCCGUAUUCAUAUCACCAGAAAUAAAAAAGCUCGGAUUAAUAUUAACUGCAUUAAGUGCAGCUUUGGGUCUUACUGCGGUGGGCUGGUAUCUUUAUCUGACUAUUGCUUCGUCUCUCAGAUUUGAAAGUAGCUUGCGUGGUGAAGAGGCUCCAAUUUAUAUCUCCUCCAAACUCUCCAGUGUUCCGAUUAUCAUUUUCACCACUACCGUGAACGUAAUGUCCUUGGUUCUUAUAGCAAAGUUAGCCAUGGCUAUUAGAACAAGACGUUAUUUGGGUUUGAAACAAUUUGAUAGUCUCCACAUAGUGAUGAUUAUGAUGACUCAGACAUUCAUUGUUCCUUCUGUUCUCACUAUAAUCAAUAGUUCACUCGAAAAUACACUCGGAGAAGAAAACUUGCUUUACACUAUUAGUAUGAUUUUAAUCGUGUUAUCAUUACCUUUGACAUCUAUGUGGGCAAAUGCAGCCAAUAACAACCCCCAACCAUCUUCAGGGACACCUUUCCAAUUACGAACAAGAUCAAAUUCUCUAUAUUCAGAAACCGUGACACCAAAAAGCAAUACACAUAGGUUCAGCUUUUUUCCAGAGAAGUUAUUAAAGAAGAGAUCAGAAAGGGUCGAAGAUUCCUCCAAUAAUCCUCCACUUCCAUUAGCUACUGUGUUUCCAUCAGUUAUAGAGUCUAAUGCACUGAAUUCUCCCACCAUAGAUCACUUAGGAUCAAUAUUUUGUUCAGAUGACUUUUCUGAAAUUGAAGAAGGUAUUUUUACCUCUAAUCAAGAUGGAUCAGUGUCUAAAGGUCCUAGCAUUUCUAUAAAGACUUACUUAUAA
Molecule: messenger RNA, 1254 nt
Organism: Lizanozyma spartinae
Lineage: Eukaryota; Fungi; Ascomycota; Pichiomycetes; Serinales; Debaryomycetaceae
Gene: STE2
Product: alpha-factor pheromone receptor
Exons: 1
Coding region: 1-1254 (417 amino acids)
Biological process (GO): G protein-coupled receptor signaling pathway
Cellular component (GO): G protein-coupled receptor homodimeric complex; membrane
Molecular function (GO): pheromone binding; mating-type factor pheromone receptor activity
Source: RefSeq, a predicted model, not a curated record